AUGACAAAGAUUUCUGGUACCGGCAAAAGUUACUACGAAGGGGGUUUUUCUAUCAUGCUCGCUGUCAUAAUCGUUUCAUGUAGAUGCAUUAAUUUAAUUAAUUUUUUGCCGGCAACUGUUCAUCUGCAGGCCAGCCAUCAAUCAUCAAAUAUUAUUCGUAAAAAAAAUUGUCGUUGCUCAGAAAUGUUCGUGUCGAUUAUCCUUCAAACUGGAUUAUUACACCCAAUGGUAUCACCGUUCUUUGAGACAAAAGUAGAACCAUUAAAAAGAGCUCAUGUUUUUACGUCGGAUAGUGUUCUUUUAUUUGUCGAUCCUAGUUUUGUCCGGGGUUGCUAA
Molecule: messenger RNA, 336 nt
Organism: Mucor mucedo
Lineage: Eukaryota; Fungi; Mucoromycota; Mucoromycetes; Mucorales; Mucoraceae
Exons: 3
Coding region: 1-336 (111 amino acids)
Source: RefSeq, a predicted model, not a curated record